Messenger RNA from Paraphaeosphaeria sporulosa, 3086 nucleotides. Its product is annotated as Coatomer, gamma subunit. Lineage: Eukaryota; Fungi; Ascomycota; Dothideomycetes; Pleosporales; Didymosphaeriaceae. Gene Ontology annotation, biological process: endoplasmic reticulum to Golgi vesicle-mediated transport; intracellular protein transport; protein secretion. Bases 224 to 2965 code for a protein of 913 amino acids. Gene Ontology annotation, molecular function: structural molecule activity. Gene Ontology annotation, cellular component: endoplasmic reticulum; Golgi membrane; COPI vesicle coat. The transcript is spliced from 5 exons. The record is from RefSeq and is a predicted model, not a curated record.
CGCCGCAGAGGACACCCACCACGUCGCCCAUUCCGACAAGCCCAUUGCAAGACCGCACGCCGCCCGCGGUACUCGUCGCCCCGCCCACCACGCCUACCGAAAUCACAGUCCGCCCAUCGCGCCGCUAGCUUGCAGCAAAGGAAAGGCCACGUUAGGCGGAGCAGAAGGACACAACACAACUGUUUGAAGACGGGCUCGCGGCGGGCGCCUGCACCCCACAGCCAUGGACAAGAAGCACGAGGACGUCGGCGGAGUGGCACAGAUCGACAAGACCUCCGUCUUCCAGGAAGCACGAGUAUUCAGCCAGAGCCCCAUAUCGCCGCGGAAAUGCAGAGUGAUUCUGACCAAGCUUGCGCUGCUGCUCUUCACCGGUGAGAGCUGGGGCAGACAGGAAGCUACCAACCUCUUCUUCGGCAUCUCCAAGCUCUUCUCUAACAAGGAUGCCGCCCUCCGCCAGAUGGUCUACCUCGUCCUCAAGGAGCUCGCCGGCAACGCAGACGAUGUCAUCAUGGUCACCGCCUCCAUCAUGAAAGACACCUCCGUCGGCAGCGACGUCGUAUACCGCCCUAAUGCGAUCCGCGCCCUCUGCCGCGUCAUCGAUGCCUCAACCGUCCAGGCCAUUGAGCGCCUUGUGAAGACGUGCAUUGUCGACAAGAACCCUUCCGUUUCCUCGGCCGCGCUCGUUUCCUCGUACCACCUCCUCCCCGUCGCAAAGGACGUCGUCCGGAGAUGGCAGUCAGAAGCGCAAGAAGCGGCAUCGGGUCCCAAAUCGGGCGGUUUCUUGGGUGGCUUCGGAGGCAGCUCGCACAACACGCUCCAGGCGAGCACAAACUACAUGACCCAGUACCACGCCAUUGGCUUGCUGUACCAGAUGCGCUCAGGCGACCGCAUGAGCCUGGUCAAGAUGGUGCAGCAGUACUCCGCUGCGGGCGUUGUCAAGAGCCCUGCUGCUACCGUUUUGCUCGUCAGACUCGCCGCCAAGCUCGCCGAGGAGGACCCCAAUCUGCGCAAGCCCAUGGUCCAGCUCCUCGACGGCUGGUUGCGCCACAAGUCCGAGAUGGUCAACUUCGAGGCCGCAAAGGCUAUUUGCGACUUGCGUGGCGUUACCGAUGCCGAGCUUGUGCAGGCGGUCCACGUUCUGCAACUGUUCCUCACCUCUCCUCGCGCAGUGACCAAGUUCGCCGCGUUGAGGAUACUGUCGACCAUGGCCUCGUUCAAACCGGAUGCUGUCCGAUCAUGCAACCAGGACAUCGAGUCGCUCAUCACAAACUCCAACCGCAGCAUUGCCACCUUCGCCAUCACAACCCUCCUCAAGACGGGCAACGAGUCUUCCGUGGAUCGCCUGAUGAAGCAGAUCACUGGAUUCAUGGCUGAGAUCACAGACGAGUUCAAGGUGACUAUCGUGGAAGCAGUCCGCACGCUGGCACUCAAGUUCAAGUCGAAGCAGGCCGGUUUCCUUGCCUUCCUCAGCGGCAUCCUCCGUGACGAGGGUGGCUACGAAUUCAAGCGCUCCGUGGUCGAAGCCAUUAUGGAUCUCAUUCGUUUCGUUCCGGAAGCCAAGGAGGAUGCCCUGGCCACGCUUUGCGAGUUCAUCGAGGACUGCGAGUUUACCAAGCUCGCAGUGCGCAUUCUUUUCGUCCUCGGUCGGGAAGGUCCCUCUACGCCACACCCGACCAAGUACAUCCGGUACAUCUACAACCGCGUCGUGUUGGAGAAUGCUAUUGUCCGUGCAGCUGCCACUUCCGCGCUUGCCAAGUUCGGCGUUGGCCAGAAAGAUCCUGAGAUCAAGAAAUCCGUUCACGUGCUCCUCUCUAGAUGUCUUGACGAUGUAGAUGACGAAGUCCGAGAUCGUGCGGCGCUCAACCUCAGAUUGAUGGACCAAGACGAUGAUCUCGCCAUUAGCUUUGUUCGCAACGACUCCAUGUACUCACUACCCACCCUCGAGCACCAGCUCACCAUGUACGUCAGCUCCGACUCCAAGGACACGUUCACAGACGCUUUCGACAUCACCAAGAUCCCCACCGUAUCCCGCGAACAGGCAGACGCAGCAGAUCUCAGCAAGAAGACCGAAGGCUCCACGCCCAUACUCAAAGCCCCCAGCGCUGCCAAAGCACCCCCCAAGACUGGCGCAGACGCAGCCGCCUCGGCGACAGCAGCUACACAAAAGUACGCCGAAGAGCUGCAGAAAAUUCCCGAGCUUGCCGCGCACGGUGGCCUGCUCAAGUCGAGUGCAGUGGUCGAGCUCACCGAGUCGGAGACGGAAUACGUCGUCACCGCCGUCAAGCAUAUCUUCAAGGACCACGUUGUCCUCCAGUAUGAUGUCAAGAACACGCUUCCCGACACCGUGCUUCUGGACGUCGAAAUGGUGGUUGCCGCCGAGGACGACGACUCAGGCCUAGAGGAGGACUUCAUCAUCCCCGCGCCCAAGCUACCCACCAACGAGCCAGGCACCAUUUAUGUCUCGUUCAAGCGCCUCGAGACGGAGUCGCAGUUUAUCGCCACAUCCUUCACCAACACGCUGAAGUUCGUCAGCAAGGAAAUCGACCCUAGCACUGGCGAGCCCGAGGAGGGCGACGGCUACCCCGACGAGUACCAGGUCGAGGACCUCGACCUCAACGGCGCAGACUACGUCGUCCCCGCGUAUGCGGGCAGCUUCGACAACGUGUGGGAGCAGAGCAACAGCGAUAGCGCGACCGAGACGCUGCAGCUGAGCAAUAUGAAGAGCAUAGCGGACGCCACAGAACAGCUUAUCAAAGCGCUGUCCCUGCAGCCGCUUGAGGGCACAGACGUCCCGCUGCAGCAGAGCACGCACACGCUCAAGCUGUACGGCAAGACGAUCACGGGGGGCAAGGUCGCGGCGAUGGUGCGGAUGGCGUUUAGUGCGAAGACGGGUGUGACGAUGAAGAUUGAGGCGCGGAGCGAGGAGGAGGGGGUUGCGGCGCUGGUGGUGGGGAGUGUGGCAUAGUACUGAGGCGUGGGGAUACACUUGGGCAGCGGGGAUUGCUUGGUAGUGGGAGGAGGUUGUAGAAUAAGAUCGCAGUCAAGGAAAGGAAGGGAUGGAAAAGAAAGGAAUGACAUGUUACAAC